AUGACUAAGAGUUCAUUUAAGAUGGAACAUCCCCUUGAAAGGAGGCAGGCUGAAGCUGCUCGUAUAAGAGAAAAGUAUCCUGAUAGAAUUCCAGUAAUUGUUGAAAGGGCUGAGAAGUGUGAUGUUCCUGAUAUUGAUAAGAAAAAGUAUCUGGUUCCUGCUGAUCUAACCGUAGGUCAGUUUGUGUACGUGGUGCGAAAGAGAAUCAAACUGAGUUCCGAGAAGGCCAUCUUCAUUUUUGUGAAGAACAUUUUACCACCAACAGCGGCUAUAAUGUCUGCAUUAUAUGAGGAGAAUAAAGAUGAUGAUGGAUUCUUGUAUAUGACUUUCAGCGGGGAGAACACAUUUGGGUUGUUGAUGUGA
Molecule: messenger RNA, 363 nt
Organism: Abrus precatorius (Indian licorice)
Lineage: Eukaryota; Viridiplantae; Streptophyta; Magnoliopsida; Fabales; Fabaceae
Product: autophagy-related protein 8C-like
Exons: 5
Coding region: 1-363 (120 amino acids)
Biological process (GO): cellular response to nitrogen starvation
Source: RefSeq, a predicted model, not a curated record